Messenger RNA from Penaeus indicus, 555 nucleotides. Its product is annotated as neuropeptide-like protein 31. NCBI's taxonomy places the organism in Eukaryota, Metazoa, Arthropoda, Malacostraca, Decapoda, Penaeidae. The record is from RefSeq and is a predicted model, not a curated record. The coding region runs from base 1 to 309 and encodes 102 amino acids. The transcript is spliced from 2 exons.
AUGGCUGAGUCCUGCGUCAGUCACCAUUCGGCUUCACUCGCCCUCUUCGCUGCAGCUCGCGCCUCGCCUACAAUGAAAACAGUGACCGUGUUCGCACUCUUGGCUCUGGCAGUGAGCCUGUGCUUAGCUGCGCCUAACCGAGUCAGCUACGGUUACGGCGGACGUGGCUUUGGCUUCGGCCACGGUGGAUACGGACACGGCGGUUUUGGACAAGGCUUCGGCCACGGAGGAUACGGAGGACACGGACACGGCGGAACAUCGUACAGUGUGUUCAACCUUGGCUAUGGGGGCUAUGGCUACGGCGGGUAAACGAGAUGGCAGAAGCUGUUGCAUUUAUAGGAAUGUUAUCUUCGUAGAAAUUGUGUGAAUGAGAAUGGAUGUCUUCACAAUACAUGAGAUGUGUUUAACCGGUCUCGAAUAUGUCUUCGUCAGAAAUAUGAUAUAUUCGAAACCGAUUAAAUACAACUGCAUUGUGAAGAUAUUCAUUCUCAACCAUACCUUUUCUACAUUUGUCUGCUUGUAGAAUGGUUAUCUAUUAUGUUUUAUACGAAGCGA